Messenger RNA from Mycena indigotica, 549 nucleotides. RefSeq lists its product as uncharacterized. NCBI's taxonomy places the organism in Eukaryota, Fungi, Basidiomycota, Agaricomycetes, Agaricales, Mycenaceae. The transcript has 6 exons. The coding region runs from base 1 to 549 and encodes 182 amino acids. The record is from RefSeq and is a predicted model, not a curated record.
AUGCUCUUCAGGUCGCUUGUCUGCGCCGCUGCUCUCGUCGGCACCGCAUUCUCAUCUCCUGCGCCAAGCAAACUCCAGGAGCGCAAUCUGCUCGGGCAAGUCAUCGAUGCUCUGAACCUCGGACUGGUCUCGGACAACAAGGUCUUUUUGACGCUGGCUACCCUGACAAACAAUCUCGUCUCUAUCAACUUCGACGUGAAGAACGUCCUCCCCUUCGAACUGACUAUCGACUCGAUCAGCGUUUCCGCAGGUCUUAACGGCACCGUCUUCGCCGCAUUCAAUCACACCUUCUCCGGCGGCGCCAGUCUUAAACCGGUCGUCGUGCCCGGCUUCGGCGGCACGAAGAACUCCGGCAACAUCACCAAUGUGCUCCUCACGCAAGGCGUAGACAAGUCGCUCGCGAUCGUCCCGUUCGGCGUGCUCGAUCUCAUCAACGUGGACGUCAACGUGCGCGCUCUGACUAUCCUGGGAUUUGGCGGCACGCCUCUCCAGAUCACCGGUCUGAAGCAGGCGAGCGUGCCCACAACAUACUCCUUGGACCUCAGCUGA